GUAUCAAAAUCAUUAGUAGCAUUUUGCGAUAACUGUCAAGUCUUUGAUAUAAUCAUUUUAGAAACCAGAAUAAGUAUUUAUUUGAUAUUCAAAAUUAAUAGCCUUCAACCUGAAAUAAUGACAAAAACAUAUUUGUUUUGGUAAUGAUCUUUUUUUUAAAUUCACAUUAGUUUUGAGUGCGUUCUGCAUGAUGACAAACCGCUUCACUCACGGCCUUUAUAAUACUUUUAUCAAACAUGAAAGUGGAAAUAAUAUAAGGCAUUCACAUGCCAAAUCAAAACUGACCAGGCGUUUUGCUUCUUCCUGCUCAUCGAGGUGCAAAGACGAUAAACUUUUAAACGCUUUCCGCAAUUGCUUGUAUAAACGUUUAAAAGAACAAGAUGUCCAAUCUGGAAACAAGGUCUCCAUUGUCGGGGCUGGCGCCGUAGGUACGGGAUGUGCUAUGGCCCUACUGUGCAAAGGCGUUACCAAUAACAUAGCCAUAUAUGAUUUGAGGAAAGAAUUUUGUUCUGCAGAGCGCCAGGAUCUCCUACAAGGAUCGCUUUUUCUCAACAAUUGUAAAAUUGACAAUCGGACAACUAUCGAGUGCACUAAAAACUCACGCGUGGUGGUGGUCACAGCUGGAGUGCGCAGCAAAGCAAACGAAUCACGCCAAAAUUUAGUCCACAGAUCGGCAGAAAUUAUCAAACAAAUUGCUCCUGAAUUAGUUAAGCAGAGCCCAAAAGCUGUCUUUAUCAUAGUAACAAAUCCAGUGGAUGUGAUGACUUGGGUUACUCGCAAGAUUACAAACCUACCCUUUGAGCGCUGUUUGAGCACCGGGUGCCAUUUAGAUACUGCGCGAUUCCGAAUGUUUAUAGCGAAGAUAUUGCGGGUAUCAACGAGCUCGGUACAUGGAAUGGUGUUGGGAGAGCAUGGGGACACGUCUGUACCAAUUUGGUCCUCUGUCAGUGUGGGUGGAACUCUAUUAAAGGACUUGUUGCCCAAUAUUGGCACUGACCAGGAUUCGAACGGAUGGUCGAAUGUACAUAAGGAUGUGGUUAAUGCUGCUUAUAAAGUAAUCGCUGGUAAGGGCUAUACAAAUUGGGCAGUUGGGCUCACCAUUUGCGACGUUGUGUCUGCUAUAUUUGAAAAUAGUAAUCGCAUCUUGACAUUGUCUACAAGUGCAAAAGGCAUGUGUGGAGUCAAAGACGACGUUUUUCUAUCGCUACCUUGUAUUGUUAACCAAGGUGGUAUUUACGGAAUAAUACGACCUCAUCUUUCAGAUUGGGAGAAAGAAAAAUUUAAGAAAUCUGCAGAAGUUGUGCUUAAUAUACAGAAUACUGUUAAAAUCUAAAG
This is a messenger RNA of Drosophila hydei, 1335 nucleotides long. RefSeq names its product L-lactate dehydrogenase B chain-like. The coding region runs from base 188 to 1333 and encodes 381 amino acids. The transcript has a single exon. The record is from RefSeq and is a predicted model, not a curated record. Gene Ontology annotation, biological process: carboxylic acid metabolic process. Gene Ontology annotation, cellular component: cytoplasm. Gene Ontology annotation, molecular function: L-lactate dehydrogenase (NAD+) activity. NCBI's taxonomy places the organism in Eukaryota, Metazoa, Arthropoda, Insecta, Diptera, Drosophilidae.